UCCCCCUCGAAUCCCACUGCUUUGCUUUUGCGCUUGUCUCUCUGUGCAUUCACCUUCUCUCUCUCCUCUCUCUCCUCUCUCUUUCUCUGUGUCUAAUGGUUACAGCUACUUCAAUCAUAGCCUGGGGCUCUGGAGAAGAUGGGCAACUAGGAAUUGGUACCAACGAAGAAAAGGAAUGGGCUUGCGUCGUUGAAGCUCUCGAGCCUUACUCUGUUCGCUCCGUUGUCUCUGGUAGCCGUAACUCCCUCGCCAUUUGCGAUGAUGGCACGAUGUUUACAUGGGGUUGGAAUCAAAGAGGUACAUUAGGACACCAACCAGAAACAAAAACAGAGAACAUCCCUAGUCGAGUCAAGGCCCUUGCCAAUGUCAAGAUCACUCAGGCAGCAAUUGGUGGUUGGCAUUGUUUAGCUGUUGAUGAUCAAGGCCGAGCAUAUGCGUGGGGUGGGAAUGAAUAUGGACAAUGUGGUGAAGAGCCUUUAAAAGACGAGAUGGGUAGGCCCGUACGAAGAGAUAUUGUGAUCCCUAAGCGUUGUGCCCCCAAACUUACAGUCAGACAGGUAGCUGCAGGUGGUACUCACUCGGUGGUUCUUACACGCGAAGGUCAUGUGUGGACUUGGGGUCAACCGUGGCCUCCCGGUGACAUAAAACAAAUAUCUGUUCCUGUAAGAGUUCAAGGUCUUGAAAAUGUCCGUCUUAUUGCUGUUGGAGCAUUUCAUAAUCUGGCUCUUGAAGAAGAUGGGAGAUUAUUGGCAUGGGGUAAUAACGAAUACGGACAACUUGGAACCGGUGACACCCAGCCAACAUCUCAUCCUGUUCCAGUCCAAGGCCUCGAUGAUCUCACUUUGGUCGAUAUUGCUGCGGGUGGAUGGCAUUCAACGGCUCUAACUGAUAAAGGAGAGGUGUAUGGUUGGGGAAGAGGAGAACAUGGAAGACUCGGGCUUGGUGACAAUGACAAGAGCAGCAAAAUGGUUCCACAGAAAGUUAAUCUUCUAGCUGAAGAAGAUAUAAUUCAGGUUUUAAAGCGUUAAGCUUCAAUGAGAGAUCUCUAUUCUUUGCUGAAGAGAAUAUCAUUCAUGUAAAGCAUUUAAGAAUCUUGAGUUCUCUUUCUUUCCAAAAAAUUCAGGUUUCUUGUGGCGGAACACAUUCAGUUGCUUUGACAAGAGAUGGCAGAAUCUUCUCGUUUGGUAGAGGAGAUCAUGGUAGACUUGGUUAUGGAAGGAAAGUAACAACAGGACAGCCAUUGGAGUUGCCUAUAAAGAUUCCUCCGCCUGAAGGAAGCUUUAAUCACACAGACGAAGAAGAAGAAGGAAAAUGGUCAGCUAAAUCGAUUGCUUGCGGUGGCCGCCACACUCUUGCCAUUGUAGAAUGGAAGUCCGAUGAUAUUUGACACUCAAUCUCACUGGUCACUGAAGAACUUGAGAAGAGAAGAUAUCAAUAGAUUUUUACUAAGGAAGGCAAAAGAAGAGUGUAUCUAUACAAAGAAAGAGGGAAAACAUGCUUAUUUCAAAUUUACUUUUUCCCUACAAAUAAUCUUUAGAAAAAAUAAUAAUUUUGAUUUCUAGGGAAAAAAAUUUCCAAUAAUUUUGAUCAGGAGAUGUAGACAUUUUAGUUUGUUGAAAACCUUGAACAAAAGUUUGUGUUUUACAAUCUUUUAAAUCAAUUAAAAAAAAUUGUAUCAUGUGCCAGUAAAAACAUUAAUAAGUUCAAUAAAAAACUCUAUGAUCAGG
Messenger RNA from Arabidopsis thaliana (thale cress), 1727 nucleotides. Its product is annotated as Regulator of chromosome condensation (RCC1) family protein. Bases 96 to 1028 code for a protein of 310 amino acids. The record is from RefSeq and is marked reviewed. The transcript has 10 exons. NCBI's taxonomy places the organism in Eukaryota, Viridiplantae, Streptophyta, Magnoliopsida, Brassicales, Brassicaceae.